CAAGGAAUAUUCUCUGCGAUCAAGGGCCUCUUGCGCACCGCCGAACAACUGAAGAUCAAAGGCCUCUGUGAGACAGCGGAAAACGCUGAUGAUUUGAACGACGCGGCCACAGCGACAAUAACCGUGUCGGAGAACAUACAGCAGGCAGUCGUGGGCAGCAUUGUGAAUCCCAGCAUAGUGCCGGGUGGAGCAGCCUCACCCUCGCUCGAGCAGCAGCACCAUCAGCACCACCAACAGACCCAAGCGCAGGCCCAGGCCCACGAACAGGAGCAGCAACUCCAGCAGCAACAGCAGCAACAGCAGCAGCAACAGCAGCAGCAGGUGCAUGCCCAGCAGCAUCAACAAAUCAACGCUUUGUUGACGCAACACGGAGUGGCCAGUGGCGGCAGUGUGCCUUUGGGUGGACAGCUGCUCAGCACGACAGCGAGUGGUAGCAGCGGCAGCGGGGCUGGCAGCUUGCAGUCACAGUCCGGGCUCCAGCCGACGACGCGCAAGUCGCGACUCAAGCGAUCCAAGUCUCCGGAUCUACAGCUGGUCGGAGGCAGCGCCAGCGGCAGCAGCAGCGGCGUCUCCCAGCAGCCACAGCCGGCGCAUCAUCACGCGCAGACGCUGCUCAUACAGGGCCAGAAUCAGACAUCCAUUGUGAGCCUACAGCAGACGGCCGAGGGCAAUUACAUACCCGUGCCGGGCACCGGUGACGAGUCGGACGUGGAUCACGAUCACGAUCACGAUCACGACCACUCCCACGAUCACACCCACAAUCUUUCACACUCCCACGAACACGAGCACGAGCACGAGCACGAGAGCAAGCCGAGCAAGAUCUGCAAGACAGAGCAAUCGCUGGCCUCGCCAUCGUCCAACUCGUCCAGCCACUCGAACAAUGCAACGGGCGUGAGCGGCGGAGUGACCUCAGCGGGCCAAGCCAUCGUCACACAAAUUGUAGUAGCGCGCGACGGAAAAGAUACAAAAAAUAUGACUAGUUUAGGCAUGGGCAUGAACGGAGGCCUGCUAGGCGUGCCCAUGGGAUUCCUGGACUUCACACCCGAGCCACCAGCACCAUCUGCCACACCAGUCACCGUUACGGAGCACGUCGACCUCUCGUGCAACCCCAGCACAGACACACGCGAUCUAUCAAAUCCCACCGAUCCGCUCGACAUUGACAAUCAUUUGGCGCAGCAGAUCCAUCGACUCGAUCAAUCUCCCAUGCAUUCGAUAGCCCAUCAUCAUACCGGGGACGAGAGCAACUCGAACCUCGUGCAGCACAUCAAGAGCGAGGUGAUCGAUGCCAAGCAUCUGGCGGCUGCCCAGCAGCAUGCUAUCUCCCACGCCCAGCAGCAGCAUGCCCAUCAUCAGGCACAGCAACAGCAGCAGCAGCAGCAGCAACACCUCCAUGCCCAGCAGCUGAUGGCCCAAAGUCAGGCCCAACAGCAGCAGCAGCAACAGCAGCAGCAGCAUCAGCAACAGCAGCAGCAGCAGCAGCAGCAGCAUCACCAGCAGCAACAGCAACAGCAGCAGGCGGCGGCAGCGGCAGCUGUGCACGCCCAACAUGGUGGGCAUGUGACGCACGCGGAGAUCAGUGGGGCAACUGUCAUGGAGAUUGAUCCGAGCCAAAUAAAGCAUGAGCCCGGAAUGAUUAUAACGCCGGAGAUUGUCAAUAUGAUGUCCUCAGGGCAUAUGGAUAUGUACAAUUCGGAUACGAGCGAGGAUUCGAUGAUGAUCGCGAAUGGUUCGCCGCACGAUCAGAAGGAGCCGCACUAUACGAACUUGGAUCAGCAGCAUGGAAGCGGGCUGGGUGGCAGCGUUUGCGGCCCCGGUGGUGCUGGUGGUGGUGGGGGCAUGGGUGGUGGGGCUGGCUCUGGCUCUGGCGAGAAAGGUCAGUUUAAUGGUCCCAAAGCUUGGACACAAGAUGAUAUGAAUUCAGCUUUAGAUGCAUUAAAGAAUCAAAACAUGAGCCUGACGAAAGCAUCUGCCAUUUAUGGCAUCCCAUCGACCACCCUCUGGCAGCGUGCUCAUCGUUUGGGCAUCGAAACGCCCAAGAAGGAGGGCGGCACCAAGUCAUGGAACGAGGAUGCCCUGCAGAAUGCCUUGGAGGCGUUACGUUCGGGCCAAAUAUCCGCCAAUAAGGCAUCGAAAGCCUUUGGCAUACCCUCAUCGACGCUCUACAAGAUAGCGCGCCGUGAGGGCAUCCGCCUGGCGGCGCCAUUCAAUGCCGCACCAACCACGUGGACGCCCGAGGACUUGGAGCGUGCAUUGGAGGCGAUCCGGGCGGGUAAUACCUCUGUACAGAAAGCCAGCGCUGAGUUUGGCAUACCCACAGGAACACUUUAUGGACGCUGCAAGCGGGAGGGCAUUGAGCUGUCGCGUUCGAAUCCCACUCCCUGGUCCGAGGAUGCCAUGAACGAGGCCCUCAACUCAGUGCGGGUUGGCCAAAUGUCCAUCAACCAGGCGGCCAUCCACUACAACCUGCCCUACAGCUCGCUGUACGGCCGCUUCAAGCGCGGCAAGUACGAUGUGGUGGCAAACACGAGCGGCGUAUCGCUGAUGAACACCUCGGGCAACACCACGGGCAGCAUUGAGAUUAUCGAGCACAGUCAGGAGAAUUCGAUGCAUAUGUUGCAGCAACAGUUCCCGUACAGUCCAUCGCCGCAUCCGGCAACGCCUCAGCAUCAUAGCACACCGCAGCAUCACAGCUCGUCUCAGGGGCCGCCAACGCCGCAGCAUAUGCAGCAGCAUGUGGUGCACAUGCAGCAACAGCAGUCGCCGCAUCAGGGCCACCAUCCGCAGCACAUGCAACAGGACGUGGUGACGUCAAGCAGCCAGGUGGUGCAUAGCCAACAGCAACAGCAGCAACAGCAGCAGCAGCAGCAGCUUCAGCAGAUCUAUCAGCACCAUGGCACGCCCGAGCGUAGUUGAGAAUCACUGCAUGCUGCGGCAAUAAUGGGCAGCACCGGUGGAAUAGGAGGAGUAGGAGGAGCAGCAGUUGGAGGUGGUGGUGGUGGCUCUAGCACCACAACGCCCAGCACUACGCCCUUUGCCAGCAUAUCAGCGUUGGUCAGCGGACCGGCUGUCGCACCUCCAGCCACAGUCACAGGCAUAGCCACAGCAGCAGCGGCAGCAACUGGCACCAGCAAGCGCAAGAAAUCGUCCAAACAAAAGCGUUGAAAGCAGGAUCAGCCUCGGGGGCAGGUGCAGGUGCAGGAGCAGGAGCAGGAACAUGAUGGGGAGGAUAUAAAAACGAUUGCCGGCGUGGCCAAGUCCGAGGACAUCAAAUUUAGAUUUAAUUAUAAGCACUGGAAGCGCAAGCUGAUGCAGUUUCAUUUGCUAAUGUCCAAACCAUAGAACGAGUUAGGGGUAGCAGGAGCAGUCGGAAAAAACUCCAUUUCAAACUUCCCAAGAGUAAUCCAAUCCAAUUCAAUCCAAUCAAAACCAAUCACAAAUACGAUUAGCUAGAUUUGGACAGUAAAAUUACACAAUUGAGAUGUGUAUAAAAUGUAAAUAUAAUGAGAAAGAAAUAUGCUUUAUCUACAAUAUACGGAACAUAGUUAAAUAGAUGUAGGUUCUCAAAGUCCUUUUGUUCUAGCCGUUUAAGCAGACCGUAGAGAGAAAGAAGGAGAUAUAUAUAGACAUAUAUACCAUAGACAGAUCGUACAGGAAACAUGAAUUUUGCUUUGCCCUAGACUCGAAAGUUAAUGAAUUAGUUUUUUGGUGUUUUUAGUUUUGCGGCUUGAAGAGUAGUUUGUUUUUAGUGGACAUAAAAUAUGCAUAAAUGUACGUAUACGUAUACAGAUACAAACACAUACAGAUACAGAUAUAAAUGUAUAUAUAGGAUAUGUAUAUGUUUAUAAUUUGGACUUGUAACCAUUCGGAAAACUUUGAAUGAGGGUCAAACGUAGGUGUAAGCAAAAAAGUAGCAGAAUUCUGAUUCUAGUUAUCUCCCUCCUCCCCCGACACAAACACACACACACACACAUCAACUAUCAUAAUUUCCGCUUAGUGUGAGACUGAAAGUGCGCCGUAAAAUCGUGAAGACCGACCGUAUAGCCAAAAGCCCAAAACAAUAUCGAAAAGAGCGAAGAAACACUUGAAUCAAAUCAAAUGCUUUAUACCAUACCGUGUUGAAAGCGAGGGAAGGAAAGAUUAAAUACCUUAAAAUAGAAUUAAACCAAAUUAUCAAGGUCCUAGCAAUUAAACUCAUUAGCGUGUAACGACAAAAGAAAAGGAAACAAAAAUCAACCCAGAUGCAAAUCAGAAAAGAGAGUUAUAUGAAUUUUACGGAAACGCCCUGAAGCCACAACAUUUUAUUUGGAUUUCAUUUCAAAUUUAAUUUAGGAUACGUAGAAAAUACAUAAUGUAGAAUUGAAGUAACACGUGAAAUAAAAUGUAUUUUUGAUAUACAAAACAAACAAAAAUCAUAAGUGGAAACAGUAGAACUUUGCCAACACAUCGCAAACGCAGUCGAGAGUACGUAAGAGAAAACAACCAAUAAAUAAAUACACACCUCUAUAAUUAUAUACAUAAAGGUAUGUACUUGGAGUCCUCAAAGUGAAGCAUACAAUUUCUAGUGUAGUAUCAGCAAACACAAAAAUUAAAGAGAGUAAAAAUAAACCCAUAUUUCUACAUAGAAAAUUUGAAAUAGUUUUUCUUUCAGGCAACAUUAGGAUGCCACUUGAAAAUAUUAUUUGUGUAAAUCCUUAGUGAGAUAGAGAAUCUUUCCACCAAAAUCUGCAAGAAACGAAAAAUAAACAAUUUAAAAACUAAAAAAAAUAUAAAAAAUACAAUCAAAUGUAUGAUAACUUCCAGUAGCGUAAAUAUGUAUGUAGAAAUCCAAAAUCCAACCGAAAAUGAAUAUGAAUAUUAGUACUUGAUGACAUAUUAAUUAUAGUAACUUGGACUAUUUUUGGUUUCAUCUCAGUUUAGGCGGAUCCGGAGAGGAGAGCGCGUGGUGGAAACAAUCUGUAAAUACAUUUAAAUAUAGUUUUAUUAGUGGUUAGAGAAACCAAAAGGGAGAGGUACAUAUGUGGAAAUUGAGAAUCAAAGUUGCAAACUAAUUUAUUUUAGAGUUAUAGAUCCGUAGAACUGAAUGCAAUAUGCUUACCUUAUACUCGACAUUAUUUAAUUCUAUUCCUAUUAUCUUUAGUUGGAUUCACAAGUGUUUUAUAGCAAAACUGUAAACUGUAUAUCAUUGUAAAUUAAUGACAGCAUUAUGAAGUACGAGUAGCAUACACAAAAGUUAAAUCAACAAUAAACAAAAAAACAUUAAAUAUCAUAACAUUGUUAAAAUUGCCGCAAGAGCAAUUAAAAAAAUGCCCAGAAACUUGAAAA
This is a messenger RNA of Drosophila subobscura, 5322 nucleotides long. It is a transcript of the gene psq, whose product is annotated as hybrid signal transduction histidine kinase L. The record is from RefSeq and is a predicted model, not a curated record. The transcript is spliced from 8 exons. Gene Ontology annotation, molecular function: DNA binding; protein binding. Lineage: Eukaryota; Metazoa; Arthropoda; Insecta; Diptera; Drosophilidae. The coding region runs from base 973 to 2913 and encodes 646 amino acids. Gene Ontology annotation, cellular component: nucleus. Gene Ontology annotation, biological process: regulation of transcription by RNA polymerase II.